AUGGAGCUAUGGAGACAUGACUCCGUCGUCCAGAACUAUACAAGCGAGACGGUUGAGACGGCGAUGUCGAGAUGGGUACUUUGGUUGCGGUACAAGAAAAGCAACCUCGAGGUUUUUCGGGACCCUCUCCAGACUGUCCCAACUAUCCGACUGCUCGGUCGUCCGGGGAGCUCGUUCCGUAAUCCGAUGAUGUGUGCUAUGAUCUCAGCCGACAUUAUUAAUGUCGACGCUUAA
Messenger RNA from Penicillium macrosclerotiorum, 234 nucleotides. RefSeq lists its product as uncharacterized. The transcript has a single exon. The coding region runs from base 1 to 234 and encodes 77 amino acids. The record is from RefSeq and is a predicted model, not a curated record. NCBI's taxonomy places the organism in Eukaryota, Fungi, Ascomycota, Eurotiomycetes, Eurotiales, Aspergillaceae.